AUGAACGGAGAGGUUGGCCAUGGAAUGGAGGGGCCGGUUGGAGUUGAGGUGAUCGGGGCGCUCAAUCACGGCGGCGUGAGAAAGCACAAUCUGCAUUGCGGCGCUCGGGUCUUUCGCCGCCUUGACAGGCACGCCUACAUCAACCUUCUCCAAUGGUCGGGAGGGAAGCUGAAAAUAGGGGGCAAGGUUUUCCCAGUAUGUUCCCCCACGCUUGGCAUAACCAAGUUGGCUGGCACGCCCGAGGCUAUCACUCGGUCUAGCUUUGCCUUCUUCGCAGCCGAGAGAAGCGGCUCAGCAGGACUUUUUUCCGAUGCAUUGGAAUGGGAGGCGCGGGUAGGAGUCUGGGAUGUGGCGCCCUGGCUGCGAGGCGAGAGAGAGGCGCCUUGA
Linum trigynum is the source of this 387-nucleotide messenger RNA. The record is from the annotation of a GenBank genome assembly. Lineage: Eukaryota; Viridiplantae; Streptophyta; Magnoliopsida; Malpighiales; Linaceae.